AGGAUUACGAUCUAUAACUAUUGUGGGUACACUAUCUCUUUCUCUCAUUCAUUACUCACACAUCACCAUUAUUUCACAUAUGACAUACCCCUUUCUCAAUCUCUGAUCCCUAUAAAUAUUUAUACCUUUCUUUCUUCACUCCUCAGUGCUCAAUUUCUCCUCUUCUCUUUGGCUCUUUAAUUUGAGGGUUAGGGUUAGGGUUUUUUCUAUCUUUUUCCUCUUUUUUGCAUGAUGAGGUGACUAUAUAUGAUGUGAUGAUAAAGAAGAAGAAAGAAGAUCUAAUGAUCCGAUCCUACAGUCACUGUUUGCCGAUGCAGCACCAUCAAGAUUCACAAGCCUUUUAGAGCUGCUGAUGAGUGGUGGUGAUUCAAGUUUCCACCUUUUUGUGGUCCCUAAUUUUUCCUUCAUCAUCACUGCAAUAGCUCUAAUUUGAACAUGGGAAUCUUGAUGAUGCUGCAGCGGCAAUAAAUGGCUAAAAUUACUUACACCCUUUUCGAAACUCUGCAAAUACAGGGAAGUAAUCUAUUCCACCGUCCAAGCUUCGUCCGAGGAAGGUGAACUCAUUAAAAUAAUUUCAACAAAUGCCGAUUUCUUCCCCCCACCCCCUCCCUUUUUUUUUUUGUUAGUAAAUUGUUAACUAAAUGCCGACUUUUAUUUGAAUAAUCUCAAAUUUAUCGAUUCUGAAGCUGUAGUUUACCAUUUUUUGUACUAAUUAUCGUGUUUAACUGUUGGUGUGAUUAGGGGUUUAAUGUUUGGAUGACUAAGAAAUAGUAAUGAUCCAUGUGGCAACACAGUGUGAUCUGCAGUGGGAGAUUUUAUUCUGUGUGGUGAUGGAUUUUAGUGCAGACUUUCCUCAGAUGCUUCACAUUUUAAUUUCUUCCUCUUUUUCUUCUUGUUCUUCCACUAGAUCUCACCAAUCUUCACCGUGAUUAUGUGCUAGUUUUUUCAGAUCUGUAAUAAACAGGCUUUUUCUCUGGAAAACGAUUCUUAAAUAUAAUCAUUUUGUUAUUUAGUACACCAAAUUAUAAUGUCGUUUCCAUUGUCUUCUCAAAUCUGCCAAAUCUCUUCGAAAAUUUUCACCAAGCAUUCAUCUCUGUUUUGAGUUUAUUUCCUAGAUCAGAAGUUUGGGAAAUGUUUUAGGGUUUUUUUUUUUUUUGGGGGGGGGGGGGGGGGGGGGGGGGGAGGGCGGUUCUACUUAUGAAGGCAAUAUAUAUAAUUUGCAGUUUUUGUGUAAAAUCUGAGAAGAUGGGAUAAAAGAAUAUUGUUUUUUGUCAUAGGAUUUUUGGCAUGUUUGGCGAGUGGGAAAGCUGUCUGUCAUUGUAGCCGGAAUUAGCUGCUAGUACUCAUUAUGGUCGCUGUUAAAAAAACAAGUACUCAUUAUGGUCAGUCCAAUGGAUUGAUUUGCUUGCUUUUGUAUCUUUUUCUACCAGCAAAAUAAAUUCAUUCACAGUGAAUGCAAAGGUUUCAACCUCUUACAUUCUCAAACUUGGCAACCGAGAGAAGAAAAAAAUAGCAAACAACCGCGGCAGAAAACACCUGAUACAGGCAUACAGCACAUUGAGUCAUAGGUCAACCCAAAACAGAGCAGGCUAAGUAUCUAUUUGCUUUGUGUAUGUUUGAUCUGUUUUUAUGUACAUAUAUGCUAAGUCAAUCGGCUGCCUGACCAAAGUAACUUCACAUUUCCUAGAGAAGAUUUGAGUUUUGGAUGGAGCUCAGCUUUUUCAUGCUUGAUUUGCUUUUCUAUUUUAUUUUAUAUUCUUUAAAUCUUCAUUCUUUUGCAAUUUCUUAUAUGUGCAUUUUUUUGUUUCUUUUAUAUGUGUGUUUAACUUGCAGAUUAAUCAUUUUAAUUCUAAGGCAUCUUAAUUGGUGAUGAGUAACUGGAAAAUUAAAGAGUUUCAGUCUUU
This is a messenger RNA of Rubroshorea leprosula, 1904 nucleotides long. Lineage: Eukaryota; Viridiplantae; Streptophyta; Magnoliopsida; Malvales; Dipterocarpaceae. The record is from the annotation of a GenBank genome assembly.